Molecule: messenger RNA, 1928 nt
Organism: Anopheles darlingi
Lineage: Eukaryota; Metazoa; Arthropoda; Insecta; Diptera; Culicidae
Gene: DIP1
Product: double-stranded RNA-specific editase B2
Exons: 4
Coding region: 58-1152 (364 amino acids)
Source: RefSeq, a predicted model, not a curated record
UCAGGUUGACAGUCCCUGCGCAUACAGCAGAAGUUUCUCAAAAACUCUUUUCUUGAAAUGUUCAACAAUUUACAAACUAUGAUAAAGCGUGAAAACAUCAACCCAACCGAGGCGGAAUUUUUGCCUCCUCUACGGCAGCCCCAUUCGUUAAAGGAGGGUGAACGUGAACACACAGAACAUACAAGCGAUCAAAAGAUGAACAUUACAUCAAAGGCUAGUCCCAACAGUCAGGAAACAGGCGACCCAUCAAUCCAACAGGCCAACAAUCAAAAGCUAGAUACAGUGGAAACGACUAGCGCCGGCGACAGCAAUUCAUCGCAAGACUACAAUGGAGAAGGUAUCGGGAGCAAGUUUAAGAAAUUCGUGUUCUGCAGAAAACCUUCCACAGCCGGAGAGCGUAAAAAAACAGAAAAAGAACGCAAAGCCCGACAAAUGCGACGCCUGCGAAAAUGGUUGACUCCGAAAAAUGCAGUUGUAGCUUUACACGAACUACAUGGCCCAGGAAUGCCGGAGUUCUGCAUCAAAACAACCGGCCAAGAAACAAAGGCAGAAAUUGUUAUCAACAACAUAAAGUAUGAAGCCACAGCGGCGAACAAAACUCUCGCUAAAGCUAGAGCCUCAGAGCAAGCACUACGAGACAUGGCUAUAGCCGAAAUGACAAAGGCUCAGCAAACGGAAUCUAAAGCUGGCGAGACAGCUAUGGACUGUGAAUCGAUUGAUUAUCUGACGGACAAUGUGCCUAUGAUGCACCUCGCUUCCUUUGCCCUCUACAAAUUAUUUUCCGAAUGGCAGAAUGAUGGAUUCGAUGUUCCUGCUAUCAAAGCACCUAAGCCGAAAGCUCCCACAUCGACUGAGGUUGUGCAAAAUUCGCUGGCUCCAAAAGUACCCAAAACAAUUGCAGACCUGCCUUCCGACGCUGCUCAACGCCAUCCUACAGCCUUGCUUGCCUAUAUGCGGCCGCAAAUCCCCUAUGAAGAUCUAGGAUUUCUUGGAAAUGACACCGAGAGUAAAAUCUUUGUUGCAAGCAUUACAGUGGAUGGUACUGUCUUCGAAGGCCAGGGUAGGUCUAAAAAAUUAGCCAGGAAAGCGGCAGCGUCCCGCGCUUGUAGCGAGCUGUUCGGCGUUGUAUUUGACGCAGGAGUUCUAGAUUAAUUCCUGAUAAGUAUGUAAAUGCUCGUCGAAACACCCUUGGAUACAAGUAAAUUUACAAAGCAGUGCAGGAGAGUAAUUUGCUUACGAUUGGAUUAUCAAUUUCUAUUUUAUACUGGGUUUUAAAUCAAGCACUAAACUAUAUUUUUCCUCUGUUAAUAAUACCUAUCUCUUAACUACGCAGCUAUUAGCAUUGUUGAAGAAUGUUAAGACCCCCUAUACGUUAAAAUUGUACAUGAUACCACUAGUUGGUCUUUUAUCCACGGCUGUCGCCUUCAUAUUUUAAUAGACACGUCUUCAUACAUCCUAGUCACGCCAUACUGUUUGCCGUGAUACAAAUGGCUUUGUUUUUUAAUGAAUUUUGGUCAUAUAUCAGUCACGAACUGAGAAUUUCGGUCCUGUUCGGUUUUUGUGUUCAUCUUUCAAAUUGUAACACAACAUGCAAAAUCUGAUGGACAAUUUUGGGGUGUAGGGAGGCUUAAUGCUCACAGUUUCACCUCGCUAGACAAUCUCAGUCUUGUUGAUUUGCUGCCCUUCUAUUAUUCCAACGAUCAUUAAACUUGCAAUAAGAUACUACUUCCAUAAAACUCCGUCCAGACGAUGACGAAUGUUGGAGAAUUUCUCGACGAGAACUUCGCAAACAAACGUCAUCCCAUACAAAUCCGGCGAGAAGUUAUCGCGAUAACUGCAAUGCACGUGUAGAGAGCGAGCAAGCGAGAACGAGCGAGAACUUCUUUUGGAGCUGUCAAAUCGUAUGUAAACAGUAGGGCAAGAAAGUU